Molecule: messenger RNA, 627 nt
Organism: Neoarius graeffei (lesser salmon catfish)
Lineage: Eukaryota; Metazoa; Chordata; Actinopteri; Siluriformes; Ariidae
Gene: fgf20a
Product: fibroblast growth factor 20a
Exons: 3
Coding region: 1-627 (208 amino acids)
Biological process (GO): positive regulation of gene expression; fibroblast growth factor receptor signaling pathway; regulation of cell migration
Cellular component (GO): cytoplasm
Molecular function (GO): fibroblast growth factor receptor binding; growth factor activity
Source: RefSeq, a predicted model, not a curated record
AUGAUGGGUGCACUCGCGCUUGGUGGUCCCAGCAGCAGCAGCAGCGGAUUCUCUUCACACGUCUCCAGCAUCGCGACUCCCGGUUCUCUCCUCCUGCACGCGCACCUGGCCCCGGCGGCGGAGCGGCUCUCGCGCAGCGCGCUCUCACCCCCCGCAGAGUUCGCGCACCUCCGCGGCGUCCUGCGGCGGCGGCAGCUUUACUGUAGAACCGGAUUCCAUCUGGAGAUCCUGCAGGACGGAACCGUGCAGGGCACGAGGAAGGACCACAGCAGAUUCGCUAUCCUGGAGUUCAUCAGCCUGGCUGUGGGGUUGGUGAGCAUCCGUGGUGUCGAUAGCGGCUUCUACUUGGCCAUGGACAGCAAAGGACAUCUGUAUGGCUCGGAAAAGCUGACGGCAGAGUGUGUUUUCCAUGAACACUUUGAGGAGAACUGGUACAACACAUACUCGUCCAACCUUUACCGGCAUGGCGAGCAAGGGCCGCGUUACUUUGUUGCUCUAAACAAAGACGGCACUUCACGAGAUGGUGCUCGAUCCAGGAGGUACCAGCGCUUCACGCACUUCCUCCCACGACCUGUUGAUCCUGACCGUGUGCCCGAGCUUUACAAAGACAUCCUGGGACAAAGCUGA